AUGCCCGGUAAUAAUAGUGCCCUUCUCGUGAGAGAGGCUGCUGGCUUUACCAAUCCUCUUCCGCAGGCUAUACUCACGGGGCAAGAAAACGUCAAUACCAUUCAGCCUGCUCCCGUGCUCUUUGAUCACAAUGCGUGGUUGCCUCAAAACACUACGCCGGGUGCCCCAACAACUGUUGCUGGCCUCACUCCUUAG
Messenger RNA from Fusarium oxysporum Fo47, 195 nucleotides. RefSeq lists its product as uncharacterized. The record is from RefSeq and is a predicted model, not a curated record. Bases 1 to 195 code for a protein of 64 amino acids. NCBI's taxonomy places the organism in Eukaryota, Fungi, Ascomycota, Sordariomycetes, Hypocreales, Nectriaceae. The transcript has a single exon.